GGAGACAUGGAAGCAGAAGAUAUUCCUGCGUGUCCUUUUUUUAUUUUAUUUUUCCGCAGCCACCUUCUAAAUAUACCGACAUAGUCUGGCGAAGAAGAGGCGGGCCCCUCCCCUCGCCAAAGGUUAGAGGAUGUCUUUGAAGCAGACGGGCGGGCGCAGCAUCCAAAUGUUGAUGCGAACCUUAAACUACACCGCAGGGUCAACUGGGGCCGAAGGUGUCCUUUGCCACCGGUGGCAAAACGCCUUUCCUGCACAGGCUUAAAUACCCCCUGUUGUGGUCGUUCGCUUCUCUUUCUCUCUCUCUCUUUUUCUCGUUUUUUUCUCAACCCUACUCUCCACAAUUUCAACCUCCAUUCACUUUCCUUCAUUCACGACCUCAACCUCAACCUCAGAACACAAACUCAUUCAGCCAUGUCUAUUACUCUCCAAUCGUCCGAGAUGCAAGAGUUCAAAGUCGACAAAGAGGUGGCACAACGGUCGGUGCUUAUCAAGAACAUGAUCGAGGACGUCGGCGAGUCGGAGGCGCCCAUCCCCUUGCCUAAUGUCUCAGCCGCCGUCUUAGCCAAGGUGAUCGAAUACUGCGAGCACCAUAGGAACGACCCUGAACAGGUCCCAGACGAGUCGGACGACCCUCGCAAGCGAUCCAAUGAUAUCGAGGAAUGGGACAUGAAGUUCAUACAGGUCGACCAGGAGAUGCUGUUCGAGAUCAUCCUCGCGGCCAACUACCUGGAUAUCAAGCCACUGCUGGAUGUUGGAUGCAAGACCGUGGCGAACAUCAUCAAGGGCAAGACCCCCGAGGAGAUCCGAAAGACCUUCAAUAUUGUGAACGACUUUACGCCCGAAGAGGAAGCCCAGAUUAAGAAGGAGAACGAGUGGGCUGAGGAUCGCUAAACAAAGAAAAGGAAGCGUGCUUGUCUCCGCAGAGAGUCCCUGGUUUGUUUUACUACACCCGUAGUUGUAUGUUAGUCUCACCAUAUCUUACUGACCCUUCUUGUCUGGCGGAGCAAUGGCCCACAGCUGUCAGUACUUGUACAUAUCCUGGAUGAGCGAAUAAAAAAAAAAGGCGCCGUCAUCGAACCCAAAAGAAAAUCGGCGAAUGCAGCACAGAAUAGCAUCACACAGGCAAUACAACCAUCCCUCCCCUUCUUAUGUUCCUUAAAAAGCACACUCCGGAUGCAUGAAAGUGCAAGGUUUUAAAGCGCACCACACUCCCCCUGAACCGUUCAAGGACGACAUGAACAAACUCUUCCGCUUAUCCCAUGUCAAUGAGACUUCUCUCAUGCUCCCUCCUAAUCUAGGCCUGAAUGAGGCUAGCGCAUCCAGCCUCUUCACCCCAAGUAGAAAAGAAGAGGCCAGAGACCGCGCCUCCCAGCU
This is a messenger RNA of Gamsiella multidivaricata, 1374 nucleotides long. RefSeq names its product putative negative regulator sulfur controller-3. Lineage: Eukaryota; Fungi; Mortierellomycota; Mortierellomycetes; Mortierellales; Mortierellaceae. Gene Ontology annotation, biological process: SCF-dependent proteasomal ubiquitin-dependent protein catabolic process; mitotic cell cycle. Gene Ontology annotation, molecular function: cullin family protein binding. The transcript has a single exon. Gene Ontology annotation, cellular component: cytoplasm; nucleus. The coding region runs from base 412 to 891 and encodes 159 amino acids. The record is from RefSeq and is a predicted model, not a curated record.